Messenger RNA from Annulohypoxylon truncatum, 7858 nucleotides. RefSeq names its product pre-mRNA processing splicing factor 8. Gene Ontology annotation, cellular component: U5 snRNP; catalytic step 2 spliceosome. Gene Ontology annotation, molecular function: U5 snRNA binding; U6 snRNA binding; U2 snRNA binding. The coding region runs from base 246 to 7355 and encodes 2369 amino acids. Gene Ontology annotation, biological process: mRNA splicing, via spliceosome; spliceosomal tri-snRNP complex assembly. The transcript has a single exon. Lineage: Eukaryota; Fungi; Ascomycota; Sordariomycetes; Xylariales; Hypoxylaceae. The record is from RefSeq and is a predicted model, not a curated record.
GUUAAAGAUUUCAAACAACAUCUUUCAUCAACCUUAACCUUCUCAACUAGCUUUUCGCGUCGGUCAUAUCGGAGGACGUCGCGUCUAAUUGUUAAUUUCAUCACGAUCUCUAUUCGCUUCGAUUGCUAGGAAUCGAAAAACACUGCUGCCUGCUUAAGGCGCCCGUAGCACCCUCGCGCGACUGAUCGCGCCGCGGCAGCGACAGCAUCGAAAGUCACAAAGCUACAAUCUCUGUUGGCUUGAAGAUGUCAUCCUUUCAACCCCCUCCGCCUCCUCCUGGAUGGGGACCGCCACCACCACCUCCCCCUCCGUCAGAUUUCCUUCCACCGCCGCCAGGAGCUCCAGCUCCUCCUCCCCCUGGAUACCGCCCCCCGACCGAUCCUCAGAUCGCGAAGUUUGCGCAGAAGAAGAAGGAAUGGCUUCGGGACCAGCGAAACCGCUUUGGAGAAAAGCGCAAGGGCGGCUUCGUGGAGACCCAGAAGGCUGAUAUGCCCCCCGAACAUCUGCGCAAGAUCGUGAAGGAUAUCGGCGAUGUCUCCCAGAAGAAGUAUACAAGCGAUAAACGAAGCUACCUUGGCGCUCUCAAGUUCAUGCCGCAUGCCGUAAUGAAGUUGCUGGAGAAUAUGCCCAUGCCGUGGGAGUCGUCAAGGGAAGUCAAGGUCUUGUACCAUGUCAACGGGUGCCUGACGCUUGUAAACGAGAUUCCUCGUGUUAUCCCGCCCGUAUUCCACGCGCAGUGGGCAACGAUGUGGUUGACCAUGAGGAAGGAAAAGAGCGACCGAAGGCUGUUCAAGCGAAUGAGGUUCCCGCCGUUUGAUGACGAAGAGCCACCUCUAUCGUGGUCUGAGAACAUCGAGGAUGUCGAACCGCUGGAGCCGAUUCAGAUGGAGCUCGACGAGGAAGAGGAUGGUGCGGUGUACGAAUGGUUUUAUGACCAUCGGCCCUUGGUCGAUACCGAGCACGUCAACGGACCGAGUUAUAAACAGUGGAAUCUCACGUUGCCGCAGAUGGCCGCGCUCCACCGACUUAGUCGCCCGUUACUAAGCGAGACGGUCGACCAGAAUUAUUUCUACCUAUUCGAUCUGAAGAGUUUCCUUACAGCAAAGGCUUUGAAUGUCGCGCUACCCGGUGGUCCUCGAUUCGAACCACUAUAUAAGGACAUCGAUCCAAACGACGAGGAUUUCGGAGAGUUCAAUGCCAUCGAUCGAAUUAUAUUCCGAUUCCCGAUUCGCACUGAGUACCGAGUCGCUUAUCCCUACCUGUACAACUCGCUUCCUCGAAGUGUCAAGUUCAACUGGCACUCUCACCCGCAGAUCGUGUAUACUAAAUCCGAAGACCCUAAUCUACCUGCUUUUCACUUCGACCCUAUGAUCAAUCCUAUAUCGUCUCGCUCAGUCGCCCCGAAGAAUGUCACUAUUAGUCACGAGGACGAGAUCUUCGGUGCGGGUAAUCUUGAAGAGUCCGAGGACGAUGCUUUCGAAUUGCCGGCUAGCGUUGAGCCCUUUUUAGCUGAUGAAGAGCUUUAUACCGAGGACACGUCCUCUGCCAUUGGUCUCUGGUGGGCUCCUUUCCCAUUCAAUCGUCGAUCUGGUCGGAUGGUUCGUGCACAGGAUGUACCGCUCGUAAAGCAGUGGUACCUCGAGCAUUGCCCUCCGAAGCAGCCAGUUAAAGUUCGAGUUUCGUAUCAGAAGCUACUCAAGACAUACGUACUCAAUGAGCUUCACAAGAAAAAGCCGAAGGCUCUCAACCGGCAAAAUCUUCUGAGGACGUUAAAACAGACCAAGUUCUUCCAGCAGACGACGAUCGACUGGGUUGAAGCCGGUCUCCAAGUUUGUCGACAAGGAUUCAAUAUGUUGAACCUCUUGAUCCACCGCAAGAACCUCACAUAUCUUCACCUGGAUUAUAACUUCAACCUCAAGCCGGUGAAAACGCUGACUACGAAGGAGCGGAAAAAGUCACGUUUUGGCAAUGCCUUCCAUCUCCAGCGUGAAAUAUUGCGUCUAUUGAAAAUAAUCAUAGAUUGUCAUGUGCAAUACCGGUUAGGUAAUAUAGACGCUUUCCAAUUAGCUGAUGGUAUCCUCUACGCCUUCAACCACGUUGGUCAGCUAACCGGUAUGUACCGGUACAAGUAUAAGCUGAUGCAUCAGAUUCGGUCGUGUAAGGAUCUGAAACAUCUUAUCUACUACCGCUUCAAUAGCGGGCCUGUUGGCAAGGGACCUGGCUGUGGUUUCUGGGCGCCGGCCUGGCGAGUUUGGCUUUUCUUCAUGCGAGGAAUAAUUCCCCUCCUUGAACGAUGGCUAGGAAAUCUACUCUCCCGUCAAUUUGAAGGACGUCACAGCAAGGGCGUGGCCAAGACUGUGACCAAGCAACGUGUUGAGUCCCACUUCGACCUAGAACUCCGAGCUUCGGUGAUGGCCGAUCUUAUGGAUAUGAUGCCCGAGGGUAUCAAGCAGAAUAAGGUCAAUACUGUCCUCCAACACUUGUCAGAAGCUUGGAGAUGCUGGAAGAGUAAUAUUCCGUGGAAAGUGCCUGGCCUACCUGCCCCUAUCGAAAACAUCAUUCUUCGCUAUGUCAAGGCAAAGGCGGACUGGUGGAUGUCGGUCGCACAUUACAAUCGUGAGCGUAUUCGGCGAGGCGCAACCGUUGAUAAGACGGUCGCAAAGAAGAACGUGGGUCGUUUGACGCGUCUCUGGCUAAAGGCUGAACAGGAGCGUCAGCAUAACUACAUGAAAGACGGCCCUUACGUAUCGUCUGAAGAAGCUGUGGCGAUCUACACAACGACGGUACACUGGCUUGAAUCCCGGAAGUUUACCCCAAUUCCGUUCCCGAGUGUGUCAUACAAGCACGACACAAAGAUUCUGAUCCUUGCCUUAGAAAGACUGCGAGAGGCGUAUUCCGUGAAAGGCCGCCUUAACCAAAGUCAACGGGAGGAAUUAGCGCUGAUCGAACAAGCUUAUGACAGCCCCGGCACUACUUUGGAAAGGAUCAAGCGAUUCCUCCUCACGCAACGAGCAUUCAAAGAAGUCCAGAUUGACAUGAACGAUAAUUACAGUACCAUCAACCCUGUUUAUGAUAUCGAACCCAUCGAGAAGAUCAGCGAUGCCUAUCUUGACCAGUAUCUGUGGUACCAGGCCGACCAGCGGCAUCUCUUCCCCGCCUGGAUCAAGCCCUCUGACUCCGAGGUACCACCCCUUCUAGUAUAUAAAUGGGCUCAGGGUAUCAACAACCUAGAAAAGGUCUGGGAGACUGAGGAUGGAGAAUGCAAUGUCAUGAUCGAGACAGAGCUUUCCAAGGUCUAUGAGAAGAUAGAUCUGACUUUGUUGAACCGACUUCUCAGAUUAAUCAUGGAUCACAACCUGGCGGAUUACAUCAGCUCCAAGAACAACGUGCAGUUAACAUACAAGGACAUGAAUCACAUCAACAGCUACGGUAUGAUUCGUGGUCUUCAGUUCUCGGGCUUUGUUUUCCAGUACUAUGGUCUUGUGCUCGACCUAUUGCUCCUCGGUUUGAACCGUGCUAGUGAGAUCGCCGGUCCGCCGUCAAGCCCGAACGAUUUCCUUCAGUUCCGUGACCGCGAGACUGAGACAAAGCAUCCUAUUCGUUUGUACACAAGGUACAUUGGCAGGAUAUGGGUUUUCCUGCGAUUUACCGCCGAAGAGUCACGAGAUCUCAUCCAGCGAUUUCUAACAGAACAGCCCGACCCGAACUUUGAAAAUGUCAUAGGCUAUAAGAGCAAAAAGUGUUGGCCGAGGGACUCCCGCAUGCGACUUAUGAGGCACGACGUCAACCUUGGCCGAGCCGUAUUCUGGGAUUUGAAGAAUCGACUGCCUCGAUCCGUUACCACCAUCGAAUGGGAUGACACCUUCGCUAGUGUCUAUAGUCGUGACAAUCCAAAUCUGCUCUUCUCCAUGUGUGGAUUCGAGGUCCGCAUUCUUCCGAAGAUCAGGAACCAGAAUGAUGAGUUCCCUAUCAAGGAUAGUGUGUGGUCUCUCGUAGAUAAUACUACCAAGGAGAGAACAGCACAUGCCUUCCUGCAAGUUACAGAGGAAGAUAUUCAGAAGUUUAACAAUAGGAUUCGUCAGAUCCUUAUGUCUUCUGGAUCGACCACCUUCACCAAGAUUGCCAAUAAGUGGAACACCGCCCUUAUUGCGCUCUUCACCUACUAUCGUGAGGCUGCCGUAUCCACUAUCAAUCUACUGGAUACAAUUGUGAAAUGCGAGACCAAAAUUCAGACCCGUGUGAAGAUAGGGUUGAACUCGAAGAUGCCAUCACGUUUCCCUCCUGCUGUCUUCUAUACGCCGAAGGAGCUAGGUGGUCUCGGAAUGAUUUCCGGUUCACACAUUCUCAUUCCAGCCAGCGACAAGCGUUACUCGAAGCAGACGGAUACUGGAGUGAGCCAUUUCCGAGCCGGUAUGACGCAUGAUGAAGAAACCCUCAUCCCUAACAUUUUCCGAUACAUCAUCCCCUGGGAGGCUGAGUUUAUCGACUCGCAAAGAGUUUGGACGGAGUACUCCCAAAAGAGAUUGGAGGCCAAUCAACAAAACAGGCGUUUGACCUUGGAAGACUUAGAAGACAGCUGGGAUCGUGGUCUGCCGCGUAUCAACACGUUAUUCCAAAAGGACCGAAGCACGCUCAGUUUUGACAAGGGUUUCCGUACUAGAAGCGAAUUCAAGAUCUACCAGCUCAUGAAGAGCAAUCCCUUCUGGUGGACCAGUCAACGUCAUGACGGAAAGCUUUGGAACUUGAACGCCUACCGCUCCGAUGUUAUCCAGGCCUUGGGCGGUGUAGAAACGAUCCUCGAGCACACUUUGUUCAAGGCAACGGGUUUCCCAUCAUGGGAGGGUCUGUUUUGGGAAAAGGCCAGUGGUUUUGAGGAGUCGAUGAAAUUCAAGAAGUUGACCAACGCGCAAAGAUCCGGUCUAAACCAAAUUCCCAACCGUCGGUUCACGCUUUGGUGGUCUCCUACUAUUAACCGUGCAAAUGUCUACGUCGGUUUCCAGGUGCAACUGGAUCUUACAGGCAUUUUCUUACACGGCAAAAUUCCUACCUUGAAGAUUUCUCUCAUCCAAAUUUUCCGUGCCCAUUUGUGGCAGAAAAUCCACGAGUCUGUUGUUAUGGACUUCUGUCAAGUCUUCGACCAACAGCUAGAAUCUCUUGGUAUCGAGACCGUCCAGAAAGAAACCAUCCAUCCUCGAAAAUCAUACAAGAUGAACAGCUCUUGUGCUGAUAUCCUGCUUUUCGCUAGUAACAAAUGGAACGUCACUCGACCAUCGCUUUUACACGACACCAAGGACACUAUUGAGCCUACUACGACGAAUAAAUUCUGGCUAGAUAUCCAAUUACGGUACGGCGACUAUGAUUCUCACGAUAUUGAGCGGUAUACUCGUGCGAAAUACUUAGAUUACACCCAAGACAGCAUGAGUAUCUAUCCUUCGGCAACUGGAUUGAUGAUCGGUAUCGAUCUUGCUUACAAUCUUUACUCUGCCUACGGACAAUAUUUCCCUGGUUUGAAGCAACUUGUACAAGAGGCUAUGGCCAAAAUUAUGAAGGCCAACCCGGCUCUUUACGUCCUCCGCGAGCGUAUUAGGAAGGGUCUACAGCUAUACGCCUCGGAGAGCAACCAAGAGUUCCUCAACUCUCAGAACUACUCCGAGUUAUUUAGUAACCAGACGAAGCUCUUUAUCGAUGAUACUAACGUGUAUCGUGUUACUAUUCACAAGACCUUCGAAGGCAAUUUGACCACGAAGCCAAUUAACGGCGCGAUCUUUAUUUUCAAUCCCCGAACCGGUCAACUAUUCCUUAAGAUCAUUCACACCAGCGUCUGGGCUGGCCAAAAGCGUCUAGGUCAACUAGCCAAAUGGAAAACGGCCGAAGAAGUUGCUGCUCUCAUUCGAUCCCUACCGGUGGAAGAACAGCCCAAGGAACUAAUUGUCACUCGCAAAGGUCUGUUGGAUCCUCUAGAAGUGCACUUGUUGGAUUUCCCGAACAUCUCUAUCCGGGCCUCGGAAUUGCAGCUACCCUUCCAGGCAGCAAUGAAGGUUGAAAAGCUAGGAGACAUGAUUCUCCGUGCUACCGAACCUCAGAUGGUUCUUUUCAACCUCUACGACGAAUGGCUCAAGAGUAUAUCAUCGUUCACUGCGUUUUCCCGUCUAGUUCUCAUACUUCGUGCCCUUCACGUCAACCCCGAUAAGACAAAACUCAUCCUUCGACCUGACAAGACCGUUAUCACUCAAGUGCAUCACAUCUGGCCUACGUUGUCAGACGAGGAUUGGAUCAAGGUGGAAGUCCAACUACGAGAUCUGAUUCUGCACGACUACGGAAAGAAGAACAACGUCAAUGUCUCCAGCUUAACUAGCAGUGAAGUUCGGGAUAUCAUCUUGGGUAUGGAAAUAUCUGCGCCGUCUAUGCAACGACAACAAGCUGCGGAAAUAGAAAAGCAACAAGAGGAGCAGCAGCAGAUCACAGCUGUUACCACAAAGACGCAAAAUAUCCAUGGCGAAGAACUCAUCGUCACUACAACGUCCAAGUACGAGCAGGAGAAAUUCGCGUCCAAGACGGAGUGGCGGACUCGAGCUAUUGCCACGUCGAACCUCCGAACUCGAGCCAACAACAUAUACGUCUCGUCUGUGGACAAUGAUUUGGAAGACAUUACUUACGUCAUGCCGAACAACAUCCUGAAGAAGUUCAUAACCAUUGCGGACCUGCGAGUACAAAUUGCCGGAUACCUAUAUGGUGUAUCCGCCCCAGACAAUGAUCAAGUGAAGGAAAUUCGCUGCAUUGUCAUGGUACCUCAGAUCGGCAAUACGCGCUAUAGCCAACUCCCUCACCAAUUGCCGCAGCAUGAAUAUCUGUCGGACAUGGAGCCUCUCGGUGUGAUCCACACUCUAGCCGGAAACGAGUCACCCUACAUGUCUGCGGUCGACGUUACUAUGCACUCUCAGCUUCUUGACCGCCACAAUAAGUGGGAUAAGGAGAAGACGGUGAUGAUUGACGUCUCUUUCACUCCCGGUUCAGUCUCUCUAGCUGCCUGGUCUCUAACACCUGCCGGCUAUCGAUGGGGCGCCGAAAACAGAGACUUCAGCAAGGACGAUCCGAACGGGUUCACGACGUCUAUGGGUAUCAAGCGCAAGCUCUUGCUUAGCCCGCGAUAUAGGGGAUUCUUCCUCGUACCGGAAGACGGCAAGUGGAACUUCAAUUUCAUGGGCAGCAAUUUCCUCGGUCUAGAAAAGAAGCCGGUGCACGUCAAACUAGACACGCCCAUGUCCUUCUACAACGACCUGCACCGGCCAGAGCACUUCCACAACUUCGCGGAAAUGGAAGACCCCGGCGUAGACAGGAACGACAACUUCGCUUAAGGACAUACACAUAUCUUGGUAGGGAGAUCUUGGGACGAUCGUCGCGGGAGAUAUGCGGGAGAGGUUUGAUCGACGGGCUAUGAAUUGGAGAAUAGGAGAUAGCUGAAAGAUAAUAUCGGAAGUGACGAAAUGAUGCAUUACAAUGGCAUUUUCCGAAAAUUCGGUGCGAAGGUGUGCUUGUGUUUUUUCGGGAAUUUCUUCUUACAGGGCGUUCGAGGGGACAAAAUGGAAUUGAAUUAUGAAGUUCAGGGGAUUUUACAAGAGGCUCAGCUCAUCUUCUUACCCCAAGGCCUGUAUUCUCUCAUAUAACUACUACUAGCUACUCUAUUAUUGCUGUGCCGCUCAGGUACGUACCUCAUUGUAACAUAUCAGCUACAUACCGUACCUUAACCUAUGUAUACGAGAAUGUGAUAAUACCCCCCCCGCAACCAUGGACUCGGAACCGAGACUAAGUGCGUGACUUUGUGAUCACCAAUAUUCCGCAUAGCGAUAAUAAAAAAAUC